This is a messenger RNA of Truncatella angustata, 327 nucleotides long. RefSeq names its product ribosomal protein L34e-domain-containing protein. The transcript has 3 exons. Gene Ontology annotation, cellular component: ribosome. The record is from RefSeq and is a predicted model, not a curated record. Lineage: Eukaryota; Fungi; Ascomycota; Sordariomycetes; Amphisphaeriales; Sporocadaceae. Bases 1 to 327 code for a protein of 108 amino acids. Gene Ontology annotation, biological process: translation. Gene Ontology annotation, molecular function: structural constituent of ribosome.
AUGCCGAACAACAGAGUCACCUACCGCCGCCGCAACCCAAUUGUCAAGACCCCUGGUGGUGAGCUCCGUGCCCUGCACAUCAACAAGCGAGGAACUGCUCCCAAGUGCGGUGACUGCGGUACCAAGCUCCCCGGUGUCCCUGCCCUCCGACCCCGCGAGUACGCUCAGCUCUCCCACCCCAAGAAGACUGUCCAGCGCGCAUACGGUGGUUCCAGAUGCGGUAACUGCGUUCGCGACCGCAUCGUCCGCGCUUUCCUGAUCGAGGAGCAGAAGAUCGUCAAGAAGGUGCUGAAGGAGCAGGAGGGCGCCAACAAGGGCAAGAAAUAA